Messenger RNA from Neopsephotus bourkii (Bourke's parrot), 3884 nucleotides. RefSeq names its product anoctamin 8 (gene ANO8). Gene Ontology annotation, cellular component: plasma membrane. Gene Ontology annotation, molecular function: chloride channel activity. The record is from RefSeq and is a predicted model, not a curated record. The coding region runs from base 351 to 3704 and encodes 1117 amino acids. NCBI's taxonomy places the organism in Eukaryota, Metazoa, Chordata, Aves, Psittaciformes, Psittacidae. Gene Ontology annotation, biological process: chloride transmembrane transport. The transcript is spliced from 18 exons.
AGGGGGAUAACGGGGACAUGUGUCAGUCCCGGGGGUAUGCGAGGACACGCGGCUCCGGGGGGGAUGCUCCGUGCCCAGGGGGGUGUCGCCGCCGCCCCGGCCCCGCAGAACCACCCCACGGGGCGCGGCCGGACACGCGUGGCCGGUACGACCGGCGCUGGGGAGCCAGCGGCCAACCAGACAAUUAAAGGGGCCGGGAACGCCGCGCUCCGCUUCGCCGCCUUUGUCCCUCCUCCCGCCCGGCCCCGGUGGCGGCGGCGGCAGCGGCUCGGGUGGCACCGGCGGCACCGGCCCAGAGCCCGGAGCCUCGGCGGCCCCAUGCACCGGCCCCCGCCGCCGAGCCCCGCACCAUGCCCGAGCCGCCGGUGGCAGCGCAGGACGGAGACGAGCGGCCCCGGCGGGCCCCGGCCGGGGAGGAGCGAACGGAACCGGCGGCCCCGACCGGCGUCCUGGGUAAGCUCUUCGGGAAGCGGCUGCUCCAGGCCGGGCGCUACAUCAUGUCCCACAAGGCCUGGAUGAAGACGGUGCCCACGGAGAACUGCGACGUGCUCAUGACCUUCCCGGACACCACCGAUGACCACACGCUGCUCUGGCUCCUCAACCACAUCCGCCUCGGCAUCCCCGAGCUCAUCGUGCAGGUCCGGCACCACAAGCACACCCGGGUGUACGCCUUCUUCGUCACCGCCACCUAUGAGAGUUUGCUGCGUGGGGCCGAUGAGAUCGGGCUGCGGAAGCCGGUGAAAGCAGAGUUCGGAGGCGGAAUGCGGAGCUUCUCCUGCGAGGAGGAUUACAUCUAUGAGAACAUCGAGAAUGAGCUUUACUUCUUCACCUCUCAGGAACGGCAAAACAUCAUCAGGUACUGGCUGGAGAACCUGCGCGCCAAGCAGGGCGAGUCGCUGCACAACAUCCACUUCCUCGAGGGGCAGCCCAUCAUCCCGGAGCUGGCGGCCCGCGGCGUCAUCCAGCAGGUCUUCCCAUUGCACGAGCAGAGGAUCCUCAAGCGGCUCAUGAAGUCCUGGGUGCAGGCGGUGUGCGAGGCCCAGCCGCUCGAUGAGAUCUGCGACUACUUUGGGGUGAAAAUCGCCAUGUACUUUGCUUGGUUGGGAUUCUACACCUCGGCCAUGGUGUACCCUGCGGUGUUUGGGUCCAUCCUCUACACCUUCACUGAGAACGACCAGUGGGUGCUGUGGCUCCUGCAGACCAGCCAGGACAUCUGCUGCGUGGUCUUUGCCAUCUUCAACGUCAUCUGGGCCACGCUCUUCCUCGAGGAGUGGAAGCGCCGCGGGGCCGAGUUCGCCUACAAAUGGGGGACGUUGGACACCCCGGCCGAGUCCAUCGAGGAGCCGCGGCCACAGUUCAGGGGCAUUAAGAGGAUCAGCCCCGUGACCAGUGCGGAGGAGUUUUACUACCCACCAUGGAAGCGCCUCCUAUUCCAGAGCCUGGUCAGCCUCCCUGUCUGCCUCACCUGCCUCUCCCUCGUCUUCCUCCUCAUGCUGGGCUGCUUCCAGCUCCAGGAGUUCGUGCUGAGCAUCCAAGAGCUGCCCCGCAUCAUCCGGUUCCUCCCCAAGGUCCUCCUGGCCAUCAUCGUCACCGCCUGCGAUGAACUCUACAAGAAGAUCGCCUACUGGCUGAAUGACAUGGAGAACUAUCGCCUGCAGAGUGCCUACGAGAAGCAUCUCAUCAUCAAAAUCGUCCUGUUUCAGUUUGUAAAUUCAUACCUGAGUCUUUUCUACAUCGGUUUCUACCUCAAAGACAUGGAGCGGCUCAAGGAGCUCCUGCUCAUCUUCUCUCUGUCCCAAAGCCUCGCGCGUCAGCUCAAAGAGGCUCUCCUCCCCUUCAUCCUCCUCCACCUCCAUCUCUCUCUCAUCUUCUUUAAGGGCCUCCUGGGCUUUUGCUGGAGACUGGGAAUAUCCAAAAUGCUGGCCACGCUGCUCCUCACCCGGCAGUUCCUGCAGAACGUCAGGGAGGUCUCACAGCCCCACCUGUACCGGCGCUUGCGACGGGGGGACCUCAACCUCCGCAGCCUCCGCCAGCUCGCCCAGGCCCUGCUCUGCCUGCUCGUCCCCCGCCGCCACCCCCCGGCCUCUUCCGAAGGGCCCCGCGGCGAGAAGAAGUGUCUGAACGGCGGCUGCGGGGUGCCGGAGGAGGAGGAGGACGAGGAGGAGCGCCGGGAGUCGGACUCGGAGGAGGAGAGCGCCCUGGACUGCGGGCUCAAGCUCAAGAAGGUGAGCUUCAUCGAGAAGGCGGAGCGGCGCGGCCCCGAGCCCGGCGGCGCCGAGGAUGAGAGCUUCCUGGAGGAGGGCAGCCCCACCAUGGUGGAGAAGGGCAUGGACCCCGCGUCCGUGUUCGAGCUGUGCGAGGACGAGGAUGAGGCCGAAGGUGCCCCCGGCAGCCCGGUCAAGGCAAUGGAGCCCGCAGUGGUCCCGCGGGCCGGGCGCAGAAGGAGGGCGGCGGAGAGCCAGGAGGAAGAGGAGGGUGAGGAGGAAGGAACGAAGCGCAACCGUGCCUCGUGGAUCGACCCGCCAGAGGAGGACUACUCCACGCAGCUGACACAGGCAGAGGUGGAAAGCUGCAUGAAGAAGUAUGAGGACACGUUUCAGGACUACCAGGAGAUGUUCAUCCAGUUCGGGUACGUGGUGCUCUUCUCCUCCGCCUUCCCCCUGGCUGCUAUGUGCGCUCUGGUGAACAACAUCAUCGAGAUCCGGAGCGAUGCCUUCAAGCUGUGCACAGGGCUCCAGCGCCCCUUUGGCCAGCGCGUUGAGAGCAUUGGGCAGUGGCAGAAGGUGAUGGAGGCCAUGGGCGUCUUGGCCAUUGUGGUCAACUGCUACCUGAUUGCCCAGUGUGGGCAGCUCCAGCGCCUCUUCCCCUGGCUCAGCCCCGAGGGAGCCAUCAUCUCCGUGGUGGUGCUGGAGCACUUCGCCCUGUUCCUGAAGUACAUCAUCCAAGUGGCCAUCCCCGAUAUUCCUGCCUGGGUGGCUGAGGAGAUGGCCAAGCUGGAAUACCAGCGCCGUGAGGCCUUCAAGAAGCACGAGCGCCAGGCACAGCACCACUUCCAGCAGCAGCAGCGGCGCAAGCGGGAGGAGGAGGAGCGGCAGCGACACGCUGAGUACCAGGCUCGCAAGGAGCGGGAAUCCAGCCGGGAUGAGGCCAAGCCUGAGGCCACCGGGCAGGACCCGGCCCAUGAGAAGAGCCAGAGCAAAGGGAAAGGCUCUGGGGGCAGCUCGCACGGCGGCUCCGACAAGCCCAAGAGACCCAGCUCCCUCCUGGCCACCAACAACGUGAUGAAGCUGAAGCAGAUCAUCCCUCUGCAGGGCAAGUUCCUCUCCGGGGGGACUGGGGCUGGCAGCACGGCCCCCACCAGGUCCCCCCAGUCCCCUACGGGCAGCGAGAACAAACUCCCUGGCUUCCUCAGCUUCAAGUUCCUCAAGUCCCCCGAGACUAAGCGGGACGCGGGCACCGAGAAGGUGCAGUCGCCCACCAAGCCAUUCAAUCCCGGCAAGCUCUUCAACUUCGGCAAGUCCGAAGGGGCCGGGGGCAAUGGAGCCGUGGCCACUGCGCCCCCCCAGCCCCGGCCCGGCCCCUCGAUGGACACGGGUGAGCGGCCAGUGCCCAGCAAGUCCCAUCUCAAUGGGGUGCCGGAGGAAGGGAGCCGUGAGGAGCCGGAGAGCCGGCCGGAGGAGGAGAGCGGGGGCUAUAAACUCUAACCGGAGCUGUGGGGGAGCAGGGAUCAGUGGGAAUGAGCGCUCCCUUCUCCACGCAGCCGUUGCUGUCGCCACCCUCUCACCUCCCGUCGCUGUUCCCUGACGCCAGGAGCUGUCCCCUCGCUCUGCACUGUUCCCCUGUGCUGCAUCCCCUCGUGUCCCUCCAGCCCCUCCACUGGGACC